AUGCAAGAUGGAAUCGAUAUCCCUGAUGAGCUGGCAGCAAUGAUAGGCAAAAAAAUACUGUUCAAGGUUCAGGUGAAGUCAAAUCAAAUAAAGAAUUUUGAUGGUUCUUUUUCAGUUUUCAAAACUUGCGAUGAUGCUGAAGCUAUUGGGAAGUAUGGAACUUUUCUUAUUGAAAGUCAGGAAUCAGAUUUGAUAUCCAAAAUGGUGCGGGCGGAAGUAGAAAAGGAGCUUGACUAC
Striga hermonthica is the source of this 237-nucleotide messenger RNA. Lineage: Eukaryota; Viridiplantae; Streptophyta; Magnoliopsida; Lamiales; Orobanchaceae. The record is from the annotation of a GenBank genome assembly.